AUGGGUACAAAUGAUAGUUUAACUCAUCCAAGAAUCAUAAUUCAACCAGAUUGGUUUGAAUACGUUCAAAAUAAAGAAUUACCAGUUGAUGUCUAUGUAGAUUUCAAACCAGGAAGCAGUCACUCAGAUUUAUCACGUACACAGCAAAAUAUACAUGCUCUAUUGUCCAUACAAGCUCCCACUGGAAAUGAAUCGACUGUAUUUGAAACAUCAGUUACAGAUCAUUUUGAAACGAGUUAUAUUGAAAAUGGUCAAAUAUCAGUAAAACUCAAAGGUUCAGCAGUCAGACAUACAUUCAAAGGUCCGAAAAGAAUCUUCAAAUCAGCCCAUGAUUCUAUCAAUGGAAAAAAUGAUAUGGAUACUACGCCUAUUGUUAAUGUACCAGAACGAAAAAUUCUUUCAUCAACAUCAAAGAUUCAUCCAAAUUGUUUAGAUAUUAGUCAAGGGGGUCUCAGCUUAGUAGGAUUAAGUGACGGAAUUAUAAAUGUAUUCGAAAAUGAAAAUGGUGAUAUUCGUCGUACAUUGACGGGUCAUGUACAAGAUGUUUAUACAGCUCGUUUUUUCCCAUCUGAAGAUCUUUUGAUAUUAUCUGGAGGUGCUGAUUUUCGUGUGAAAAUCUGGACAUUAGAAAAUAGUGGUGAAUGUCGACAAACAUUAACAGGUCACACAUCUAGAAUUAAUGAUUUAGCAAUUAUUGAUAAUGGCGAACAAAUUGUAAGUGUAUCAAAUGAUGGUUCAGCACGAUUAUGGAAUUGGUCUAAAGAACCUAAUCAAGCUGUUAAUACAAUAUGCCAGUUAGAUAAAGGAAUUAAUGGUUGUUGUAUAUUCGAGUCAUCUCUGGUAUGUGCAUGUGAGGAUGGUUAUGUUAGAAUGUACGAUGUCAAUGGAAACGAUAAAAAAGCAACGGGUGAAGUAAAAAUAGGUGGUGCUGUCAAUUGUGUAUGUUAUGGAUCAGAUUAUAUUGUUUGUGGAACAGAACAGGGUACAAUAAGUAUUUGCGAUUUAAGACAAACAAAGUCUGUUAUUCAUUCAUGGAAAGAAUUACGAUCAAAAAUAACCUCGCUGACACCAGUAAAUGAUGAUGGUGGUAUUUUAGUAACAACUGGAGAUGGUUCGACAUUUUAUCAUGCAAAAACAAUGUUAAUAAAUCCGAAUAUUGAAACUGAAAUGGGUCCAAUACUGUAUGAUGUUGUCGAUUAUACAGGACCAGAAAAUGAUAUGGUGUUGAAUGCACGUAUUGAUAAAAAUAAUAACAUUUAUACAGUCGCUCGUGAUGGUUAUGUACGUGUUUAUGACAAAGUUCAAGAGAAAAAAUAA
Molecule: messenger RNA, 1317 nt
Organism: Didymodactylos carnosus
Lineage: Eukaryota; Metazoa; Rotifera; Eurotatoria; Philodinida; Philodinidae
Source: the annotation of a GenBank genome assembly